AUGGAAGAAUUUAGCAAUGGUGAUUCUAAAGUGAACGACUCGACAAUAACCAAUUCGUCUGCCGACAAUGCACCAAAUGAUACCAAUGUUGAUAAUGUUCAGCCUGUUGUAAAAGCAGAGGAGGAGCUUCCAACGACAGCAAAGAGUGAAACUAUGACCUCAGAGGCUCCUAAGGCCGACAUUGAACCUAGAGAGAUUUUGAUUUCUCAUGCUGUCAAAUUUCUUUCCAACUCGUCAAUUCUCGAGGCUGACGACGAAAAGAAAAUUCAAUUUUUGUUGGGAAAAGGGUUGACAAGAAAAGAAAUCGACAUUGCAAAAGAAAGAGCUACACAAGUGCAAAUGUCUACUACGCCCACUGCUACUGCAUCUAUUACUACGCCCAUACCCCCAGCAGUUCCUCCUCGUACAUAUGCAUCGACAAUGCCCGUGGCGAGAACGCCUUUGUGGAAACAACUUGCUUUCGUUUUGCUUAUAACCGGUACUUUUAGUGCUUUCAUGAUUGCAGUGAUCAAGAAAUUUCUUGGUCCAAUGGUUACUUCGAUCAUUUUUGCCAAGCAACAACUCUAUUCUCAUCAACUUUCCCUCUUUAGAAAAUUCAACGAAGCGCUUUUAUCAUUCGUAUCUCUGCUAAGAACACCUCGUAUGUCGUCACAUGAUGACUCCAAGAUUAACUCGGAUAGCGAUGAAGAAUUACCAACUCCAACUGACCAAGAUGAAAUAUCAACGCCACCCUCUUUGCUUGCUCCACUUUCAACUGACUUAACAACAUUGGCGGAAAGAUUGAAUACGUAUCAACAAAAUCUAGAAAAAAAUAAUGACUUAUCAGAUUUAAAACUUUCGGUUAAUACAUUAACAGCAUAUCUCACGGAAAAUACAUAUCCAUAUAAAAUUUGGACUAAUAGUGAACGUGGAGAUUCAGCUGUAGCAAGAUUCAAAGAAGAAAUUAGAGGAUUAAAAGGAUUAUUAAUCAAUCGCAGAAAUUUUCCAAAAAUCCCUGCAACACCAACUACCUAUUCAUCAACAUCUAAACCACCAACAGAACCACAAAUACAGGAAAUUGAAUGA
Messenger RNA from Dentiscutata heterogama, 1065 nucleotides. Lineage: Eukaryota; Fungi; Glomeromycota; Glomeromycetes; Diversisporales; Gigasporaceae. The record is from the annotation of a GenBank genome assembly.